CCAUUUCCAAAUAAAUCUAAUUAUAAAUGAACAUUUGGUAGGAACCAUCUGCCAUUUUCAGCUCCAAAACAUGGAAUCCCAUCAUGUCCAAGUUCUCUCUCUCCUUCUGAUCCUCUGUUUCACCUCAUCCCAAACAGCACCUUCAUCACUUAUCCUUCCCAUCUCAAAAAACUUCCCUUCUCUUCAAUACACCACAAAUCUCAGCCUUGGAACUCCUCCCAACCCCAUAACUGUAACCAUAGACCUUGCCGGACCCUUCUUAUGGCUAAGCUAUGACCAAACCUUAUCUUCUUCUUUAACUCUCCAUUCUGCCCAUUGUCAUUCCCUCUUAUGCUCACUUGCCCAUUUCAGUCAAACCAAAACCUUAUGCAAUAAAAACAACAGCUGCAUUCUUUAUCCCAACAAUAACACUCAAGGAGAGCUAACUCUUGAUGUUUUAACACUCCAUGCAUCAAAUGGACUAAAACCAACAUCAAUUGUAAACAUCCCAAACUUUCCUUUCUUAUAUUCAUCCACAAAAACUCUUCCUAUAGGCCUAGUUGGACUCGGGUCUAGCCAAUUCGGGUUGCCAAAACAGCUCGCGGGUUCCUUCAAUUUCGCCCCGAAAUUCGCCAUUUGUCUCCCUCGGGAGUCAAGAGAAGGUUAUGGAGUUAUGUUCUUUGGAGAUGAGCCUUAUGUUUUUUCGCCCGGUAUUGAUGUCUCAAAGUUGCUUACAUAUAUUCCUCUUGUUAACAUUGUUAGGCCUAAGAGUAGAAGCAAUGUUACCAUGUUUAGGAAGUCAUAUGAUUACUAUGUUAUUAUUAAAUCUAUAUGGGUAAAUGGUAAAAAUAAAUUGCAUUUUAACUCAUCAUUGUUAUCUAUUGACAAGCAAGGAAAUGGAGGGACAAGGUUUAGUACUAUUCAUCCUUAUUCAAUUAUGGAAAGCUCUAUAUUUAAUUCUCUUGCUAAGGUUUUUAUUGAGGAGGGUUUGGCUUCAAAUUUGACAUUGGUGCCGCCGAUUGAACCAUUUGGUGUAUGUUUUGGUACGAGGGAGGCUAAUGGGGGAAUACCCAUUAUUGAUCUUGUGUUCCAAGAUGAUUACUCCGUGUUUUGGAGAAUCUUUGCGACAAAUUCAAUGGUACAAAUGGAUAAUGAUAUUGUGUGCCUCGGUUUUAUAGAUGGUGGGGUGAAAGCGACUACUUCAAUUGUGAUUGGAGGGCUUCAAUUAGAGGAUAAUUUGUUGCAAUUUGAUUUGGCUAAUUCAAGAUUAGGAUUUACUUCUUCCUUAUUGCUUAGGCAAACCGAUUGUUCGAGUUUUGACUUUUCAUCUAUGUGACAUAUGAAUCUUGACUUGGCAUGUAAUUUAUUUUAUUUGUGUUUUUGGUAGAUUUUGAAAAAAGGUUUUUUUUA
Impatiens glandulifera is the source of this 1389-nucleotide messenger RNA. RefSeq names its product probable aspartic proteinase GIP2. The coding region runs from base 71 to 1315 and encodes 414 amino acids. Lineage: Eukaryota; Viridiplantae; Streptophyta; Magnoliopsida; Ericales; Balsaminaceae. The record is from RefSeq and is a predicted model, not a curated record. Gene Ontology annotation, molecular function: aspartic-type endopeptidase activity. Gene Ontology annotation, biological process: proteolysis. The transcript has a single exon.